Polyodon spathula (Mississippi paddlefish) is the source of this 727-nucleotide messenger RNA. Its product is annotated as mitochondrial inner membrane protease subunit 1-like. NCBI's taxonomy places the organism in Eukaryota, Metazoa, Chordata, Actinopteri, Acipenseriformes, Polyodontidae. Gene Ontology annotation, molecular function: serine-type endopeptidase activity. Gene Ontology annotation, cellular component: membrane; mitochondrial inner membrane peptidase complex. The record is from RefSeq and is a predicted model, not a curated record. Bases 154 to 654 code for a protein of 166 amino acids. The transcript is spliced from 6 exons.
GUUGCUGUGAGUAGAUGGUUUUGAAAUGUUCAGUAAGUACUGCAGUAGGUGAAAUUGCUUAAUGGUUUUAUUCAACAUAAACACAUGAAUAACAUAUACGUGUAGUUCAUUGUCGCAGCUGGUUAAGUUUAUUAACGAAAACAAAGUUUUGACAUGAUACGAAGGGCUGUUGGAAAGACUUUGGGCUUCGUUGGAUAUACUAUUCAAUAUGGUUGCAUCGCCCACUGUGCUUUUGAAUACAUUGGUGAACUUGUAACGUGUUCGGGACCUUCUAUGCAGCCCACAAUUACAAACUAUGAUGUUGUUUUUUCAGAAAGGUUAAGUCGUCAUUUUUAUCGAAUUGAAAAGGGUGACAUUGUAAUUGCAAAAAGUCCAAGUGAUCCGAAGAUGAAUAUCUGUAAAAGAGUAAUUGGAUUAGAAGGAGACAAAGUCUGCACAAGCAGUCCAUCUGAUAUUUUUAAGACACACACUUACGUUCCAAAAGGACAUGUAUGGUUAGAGGGUGAUAACCUCAAGAACUCUACAGAUUCAAGAAGUUAUGGUCCAGUUCCCUACGCCCUCAUAAGGGGUCGAGUUUGCUUUAAGUUAUGGCCUCUGGAAAAAUGUGGUAGUCUACAAGAGAGUCCAAAUGGGCGAAUUCUUCGAGAUGACUGAUAGAUUUUCCAUUAAAUAUCAGCAUGCUAAGUUUAGGAAUUAUAAAAUGAUGUUUUAACUGUGUUGCUUUUUA